AGAGUUUCCCUCUGAGUGACCUGCUGAUACAGACCAGUGCUUCACAGGUCCAGCUGAUCUUCAUCAAUCCCCUAAAAACGGGACUCUACCGGAUCUGUUUCCAUGGAAACUCCAGCAGAAAGUUCAGUCUGGUUGUCCCAUUGCUCAACGGCAGCGUGGUCAGCAAGAGGAUUCUGGGUUUCCUCGUCAGAGAGACAGUGAUUAACUGUUGCCAUCGGCGACGGUUAGAAAGUGACUCUGCCCCCCCACCCCAUGUCAGAAGGAAGCACAUGAUCAAUGACAUCAUCCUCCGCUACCGCCUCCGCCUCUCUGAACCCGCCUUCUACUCCGCCCUGUUCCAGGACCCCUAACCCCGACCUUUAAAGGGACAGUUCACCUUGAAAAUAAAAACACAUAUUGUUCCUCUGA
This is a messenger RNA of Cottoperca gobio, 408 nucleotides long. RefSeq names its product ral GTPase-activating protein subunit beta-like. The record is from RefSeq and is a predicted model, not a curated record. The transcript is spliced from 3 exons. Gene Ontology annotation, molecular function: GTPase activator activity. Lineage: Eukaryota; Metazoa; Chordata; Actinopteri; Perciformes; Bovichtidae. The annotation marks the transcript as partial. Gene Ontology annotation, biological process: regulation of small GTPase mediated signal transduction; activation of GTPase activity.